AUGUUAACAUCCAAAAUCAGGAGGAAUCACGGUUUUGUCGUAGAAGAAGAAAGAAGAUGUCGAGUGGCUCAAGAAUAUCCACAGUUGAUUUUAUUACUAAAGAAACCAGGGAAAAAGUGUAAAGUUUGGGAAUGGAUUGAUGAAGAACCUGAGAAUAUGAAGCCCAUUGUAGAACAUACUCUUUCAGAUGUUGUAGAUUAUCUUAUACAAGUUUUCGAGGAUGUGGCAUCUGUUAGAGAAGAAGUGAAACAGUUGAAGGUUAUGCAUGUAAUCCCUCAGACAACCUCACUUCAUGUGGACAGUAAUACACAUCUGCAUCUUCCGUUAGUAAGCUUUUCAAGAAAGGGGGUGAAAUCAGGGAAGCUCAUCUUGUUCACAACCGUGUAUGGUACAGAGGCUUUUACUCCAUCAAAAUACAUCAAUGGGGUAGGUGUGAACAUCCCAUUAUAG
Molecule: messenger RNA, 450 nt
Organism: Lactuca virosa
Lineage: Eukaryota; Viridiplantae; Streptophyta; Magnoliopsida; Asterales; Asteraceae
Source: the annotation of a GenBank genome assembly